AUGUCCUUCAAGGACCGUCGUUCCCAUCUCCCCUUAUCAAAACCGGAGAGUCCGGCUGUUGACCCCAACCGGCCCCCCGGCUCCGUGAACGGCCGUUCACAGUCUCGCCAUCUCACGAAGAAGCGCGUCCUAGCGGCAGCGCUGUCCUUGCUCUCUAUAAAUGGGCAUAACGAUUUGCCAAUUCUGAUCCGUGGCUGGUACAACAACCACAUCUAUCAAGACAACUUCACCACGCCCUUCGAAAAGGGUGGUCUCGUUGGCCAUGUUGACAUACCCCGUCUAAGGGAUGGAUUGAAUGGCGGCUUCUUCUGGAGCGUCUUUGUGCCAUGCCCCGCUGAUGGUGCUGAUUUCUCUGAUGAAAACUACGCCGAGAGCGUCCAGUUUACUUUGCAGCAAAUUGACUUAGCAACUCGAUUGAAAGAGGCCUAUCCGAGUGACUUUUCCGGAAGCGUCGAUAGCAGCAAUGCUCUCGAUGCGUUCAAGAAUGGCCAGCUCAUCUCCCCCUUAGGAAUCGAAGGACUUCAUCAGAUUGGCAACUCCGUUGCGAAUCUGCGCAGGUUCCAAGCCUUGGGUGUUCGAUAUGCUACUCUUACCCAUAACUGCCACAACAAGUAUGCCGAUGCCGCCCUCCUCGAGCAUCCCAUUCGCAAGGCAGAGCCGAAAUGGCACGGCGUGAGCGCCGAAGGCAAGAAGCUCAUCGCAGAGAUGAACCGGCUCGGCUUAAUUGUCGAUCUGUCCCACACCAGUGAGGACACCAUGAUACAUGUGCUCGGCGGCAGAGACGACUGGAAGGGAAGCCAUGCACCAGUCAUCUUCAGCCAUAGCUCGGCAUAUAGCGUCUGCCCGCAUCCUCGAAACGUCAAAGACAGCGUCCUCCAGCUCGUCAAAGAGCGUAACUCCCUCGUCAUGAUCAACUUCAAUCCCCCAUUCAUCGCAUGUACUGAAUCCGACAACAACAACGGCCUGCCUAAAUAUGUGCCCGAGGACGCCAACCUUCAUCAGGUCGUCAAGCACAUCGUGCAUAUCGGGAACUUGAUUGGAUACGACUAUGUCGGCUUGGGCAGCGAUUUCGACGGCAUUGAGAAGACGCCCGAAGGUCUUGAAGAUGUAUCCAAGUAUCCCGCUCUCGUCGCUGAGCUUCUACGCCAAGGCGUCAGUGAUGAGGAUGUCGCAAAGGUUGUGGGAGGGAAUCUUCUACGUGUCUGGCGUGAUGUAGAUGAAGUUGCAUCUCGCCUACAGGCAGCGGGCGCGCCUAUCUUGGAGGAUGAUUUACCAAGUCUCUGGAGUGACUCGUAG
This is a messenger RNA of Scedosporium apiospermum, 1296 nucleotides long. Its product is annotated as Membrane dipeptidase. The record is from RefSeq and is a predicted model, not a curated record. Gene Ontology annotation, molecular function: metallodipeptidase activity. Lineage: Eukaryota; Fungi; Ascomycota; Sordariomycetes; Microascales; Microascaceae. The transcript is spliced from 4 exons. Bases 1 to 1296 code for a protein of 431 amino acids. Gene Ontology annotation, biological process: proteolysis.